GCAGCCAUUUUGUCUGUUCGGGCAAGUCUUCCCUGACCGUUGCGAACUGCAGUUCCACCUUCGAAAACAAAUUAAAAUGUGGUUUUGGUGUGUUUGUUUCACAUCAACUAUAAUCUAGGUGUAUAAUAAAAAUCGCACUUCUCUCCUGAGGACUAAGGAGGCCUCCCUAAUUCAAGAUAAGACCGCAAUUCAGCGGGAAAUACGCGGGUAAGCUGAGCCAUGUCGUGUGAAGAAAGCUACUUGGCUAUCAUACGCUAUUUGACGGAUGAACACGAACCAUAUGCGCCGGGGACGCCCGGUAAUACCAAAAGAAAAAUACGCAAAGCAGCGGCCUGCUACGUGGUGAGGAACGGGACUUUGUUUUACCAGCGUCGGCUGAAGGGCCAGGAUGAUUUCACGGAGCUGGAGGUGGUGCUGCGGGACAGCCGGAGGAAGGAACUCAUCAACCAGGCGCACAUUAUAGAGGGAGGGGAGCACCUCAACCAGCAGCUCACCUGGGAAAUUAUCUCUCAGAAGUACUGGUGGAGAGGUAUCCUGAAGAAUGUCAAAGACCACAUCAGAGAGUGCACCCAGUGUCAGAGCAAGCGCAGUGCUGACGAUGGCUCCGGACCUCGACCGUUCUCAAGGCUAGCGAGACGGAAGCUCGGGCCAACGGAGGAAGAGGACGAUGAAGAGGAAGAAGAUGGAGAGGACAGUUUGUUCACAGCAGACCUGACUUCCCAGAGACCCAAGUUGGCCAAGGAGAUGCUCAAGCAUGAAGUGGUAUUUGUUGACAGCAAAGGAGAGGUGAAUCAGUUCCUGCCCAAACACAGCCAAACCAUGUUGGACAAACUCAAUCAGCAGCGUCUCAGUAACCAGUUCUGUGACAUCACGCUGCUGAUAGAAGGGGAGGAACACCGCGCUCACAAAGCUGUUCUGGCUGCAUGCAGCGAAUACUUCAAUGAGCUCUUUUUUGAGAAAGGGGCUAUGACCACCCACGAAGCUGUGGUGGACCUCUCUGGUUUUGCCAAAUCCAGCUUUCUCCCGCUGCUAGAUUUCGCAUACACCUCUGUGCUUACAUUUAAUUUCUGCGUGAUGGCCGACAUCGCCAACCUCGCCAGACACUUGCUGAUGACAGAAGUGCUGCAGAUAUGCGAGUCUGUGCACAAGCAGGUGGAAGAGCAGAAGCUGACGGUGUAUCAGAAAGGAGACGUGCACACCGUGGUGGCGGGACCAAUGGCUGCUCAGGACGCAACGGAGGAGACUGACGCCUACAUGGUGACCAUACAGGGCGACGGGAGCACCGUGGUCACACACAGCGCCGUGACUGUUUCAGGUGACACGUUGGCUUUCAUUGAGCAGCCCACAGAAGCCUCCAUCCAACAGCCAGUGACAGUUCUUACUCAUGCAGUGGAUGGAGACACGGUGCAUACUGUGGAGGCUGGAGAGAGUGAAACUGUGGCCCUGAUCGCUCAUAGUGGGGAGGUUGAGAACGGCGAGACCCUCACUCUCCUUUCGGGAUGUGCCGAGGGGUUGGAGGGCGAGACAAUGACUGUCGUUACACACAGCGGGCAGGCAGGGGCCAGCGAGUCCCUCGCCGUGGUGUCAGCCUGUUUGGCCAUGGAGCAGCCACGGACUGUUGAGGCCGGAGCUUUUGUUAUAGAUGUGGACGCAGACAAAGAAGGUCCCUCAAAUGAGGUCGUGCUGCUAUCUGAGGUGGAUGCUCCCCAGUCAGAAACAACAAAGGCCCAGAAAGAGGAAACAGUUCCUGCUCCUCAAAAACGCAAGCGAGGCCGCCCACCCAAGGUGAAGAGGGAGGUGGAGGAAGAGGGGCUGAUACCAGCAGAAGAAGAUCCUUCUGCAGAUGAAGAGCCUGCUGACAAGCAUGAGGGGGCCUCAGAUGACCGAAGCAAAAGACGACUCCGGCAGCGCUCUAUGGCUGAGGGCGGCUACGCCCGACUUCAUAUGGGCCUGGAGGAUGAAGAGGAGGGGAAGAGUACGACUCCACCACCUCCCACUCCCCCAAAGGUGGGUCCAAGGAAGAGAGGAAGACCACCAAAGAGACCGAUCACAGCUGCAUCUGAGGGAGAGUCUGAAGCUGUCGUGGAGGACAGCACCGUGGAGAGCACGGCAGCAGGAGAGCUUCCAGCUGAGGAGGCUGCAGCAAAGGUGGUGGAGCCAGAGACUGACGCCAAGCAGCAGGACGCUCCAUCACAGAGCGCCAUGGAAGGAGAACACACCUGCUCUGAGUGCGGCAUGUCCUUCCAGAGGCGCUACUCUCUCAUCAUGCACACACUGAAACAUGAGAAAGCUCGAGGAUACAAGUGCAGCCUCUGCAGUAAGGAGUUCCAGUACGCCGCCUCGCUCCAAGCUCACCUGGCCCGACAUAAGCAGCAGAGUAGCCAGCGAGCGUCUGUCUCUAAAGCCUCGGCAGAGGUCGACCCUGGAGACCGAGCAGAAAACGACCUGGACGACAAGUUGCCGUCGUCCUACACCAGGAGGGAGUUUGUUUGCGACAUCUGUGGGAAGACUUUACCAAAGCUGUACUCGCUGAGGAUCCACAUGCUCACCCACACGGGUGUUCGGCCCCACUCCUGCAAGGUGUGCGGCAAGACGUUCGCCCACAAGCACAGUCUGAAGAUGCACCGCGUGCUGCACGACGUCACCAAGCAGUUUCAGUGCGAGUACUGCAAGAAGACAUUCGUGAGCAAGAGGAGCAUGGAGGAGCACACCAGCCUGCACACAGGUGAGUCAAAGUACCUCUGCAACACAUGUGGAGCCACCUUCCAUCGAGCCUCUGCUCUGAGCAAGCACCUGAAGAAGCACCAGCCCAAACCCGAAAUCCGUCCAUACUCUUGCUCUCACUGUGAGAAGAGUUUUUAUGAGGCAAAGGAUCUGCAGCAACACAUGAACAAGCACAUGGGCCUGAAGCCCUUCCAGUGCCAGGUGUGUGGGAAGUGCUACAGUUGGAAGAAGGACUGGUACUCACAUGUUAAGUCCCACAGUGUGUCAGAGCCCUACAAGUGUAACGUCUGCGGGAAGGAGUUCUUUGAGAAGGCUCUGUUCAGGAGGCACGUGAAGAAAGCCACGCACGGCAAGAAGGGCAGAGUGAAGCAGAAUCUAGAGAGGGAGUGUCAGCAGUGCGGCAGAAAGUUCACUCAGCUCCGAGAGUACAGGCGCCACAUCAACAACCAUCAGGGAGUGAAGCCUUUUGAAUGUCUGACCUGUGGGGUGGCCUGGGCCGAUGCCCGCUCUCUCAAACGUCAUGUCCGGACUCACACAGGAGAGCGGCCGUACGUGUGCCCCAUGUGCCAGGAGGCCCACAUCGACGCCCGCACUCUGCGUAAACACAUGGCCAAGUACCACGUAGACAACCUGCCCGGGAAGAUCAUGCUGGAGAAGGACACCCUCCAGUUCCACAACCAGGGCACCCAGGUGGAGCACGCCGUCAGCAUCCUGGCCUCCGACCUGCCCCCUGAGCUCAGGCCUGCUCAUCCAGCACCGACAGAGGAGCUAGAGACGGUGCUGAUCACGGAGGAGACGGUGGAGGCCGUGGAAGCUGUUCAGGCCGCUCAGGCUGUAAACGAAGGAUCAGUGGCAACACUUUCUGAUCAGGGCAUCAUGCAGGUUGUGAACUAUGUCCUGGCCCAACAGGCCCUGUCUGGGGUCAAGUCAGAGGACACCCCUGAGGAGAUUCAUACCAUGGAGGUGGAGGUGGCUCAUGUGGCUGAGGUAGAGUAAUGCUUUACCCUUAGGCCCUCAGAGCUGGGUUCUGGACUGUUUUACAGAUCUUUUUUCAGUCUGAAUGAAAUGUAAAAACCAGUAUGAUUCUGUAUAAAACAGUGUAAAAGAUGCCUAUUUUUUUUUAAAUGUACAUUAAUGUAAAUGAAUCUGUCUGUGCAACUUGGAGAUGUGUGUAAGCGCACUCUGUUUUCUGUAAAUGGCUUUAACUGAAGCAAGGAAACCUGAUCAGUCACUAUAGGGUGUAUAAAAUCUGAUGCUCAGGAUAAAUAAAGUAGAAAACAAAGA
Messenger RNA from Girardinichthys multiradiatus, 4008 nucleotides. It is a transcript of the gene zbtb11, whose product is annotated as zinc finger and BTB domain containing 11. The transcript has 10 exons. Bases 220 to 3720 code for a protein of 1166 amino acids. The record is from RefSeq and is a predicted model, not a curated record. Lineage: Eukaryota; Metazoa; Chordata; Actinopteri; Cyprinodontiformes; Goodeidae. Gene Ontology annotation, biological process: regulation of immune system process; regulation of cytokine production; negative regulation of transcription by RNA polymerase II. Gene Ontology annotation, molecular function: protein binding.